This is a messenger RNA of Gastrolobium bilobum, 2011 nucleotides long. RefSeq lists its product as uncharacterized. Lineage: Eukaryota; Viridiplantae; Streptophyta; Magnoliopsida; Fabales; Fabaceae. The record is from RefSeq and is a predicted model, not a curated record. The transcript is spliced from 13 exons. The coding region runs from base 103 to 1749 and encodes 548 amino acids.
GAAUUCACGAUUCAUUUUGUUGUUGGCACAUGAAAUAUUGUGGAAGAGUUGAAAUCAAAAUUAGGGUUAUUUUUGGUGUGGUGAUUGGGAGAAAGAAGAAGGAUGUGGCACGAGGCGAGGAGGUCGGAGAAGAAGGUGCACGACAUGAUGGACGCGGCUCGAAAAAGAGCACAGAGAAGAGCCGUUUACCUUGCAAAGAGGCGCGGCGAUCCUCAGCAAUCCAUUCAGCUCGUUGGCUUUCGUUCCCGAACCUAUCGUGACGACGCCCUUUACCAAGCCACCCAGGAUCAGCAGGGCCUGAUACCUUGGAAUGGGAAACAGGAUAUUUUGAUUGACAGAUUUGAUGGGCGGGCUCUCCUUGAUUUCAUUCGGGAUACUGGUUAUAGGCGUGUUCAGGAAAAGUCCGAAGAAGAAGAAGAAUUAGAAGAGUUUGUUAAUUUUGAGCGUUAUCGGGAUUUAAUAAAGCAUCGGCGUAGAGGAUUUACUGAUGAGGAGGCUUUGCAACAUGUAAAUCAAGAGAUGGAGGCCAAGGCUACUGCUCCAUUUGUAUCAGACAGAUCUAAUUUGUCACAGCCUGCUGCAAGCAAAGGAUCUUACUCACAGGUUGGAUUUUCUUAUGAUGGAAAUGGAAAGGAAGAAUCCCAGAUUUCAGAUGAUGAUGAUGAUAAUGAAGAUGAUGAAGAUGAUGAGGAUGAUGAGGAUUUUAACAGUGAUGAUAGCAAUGAUGAAGGAAUGGAAAUUAUUGCAAAAGAAUAUGGGGUUAAAAGGUAUGGUUGGCUUGUUUACAUGGAUAAGAAAGCUAAGGAGGAAGAAAAAAGGCAAAAAGAGAUGAUCAAAGGUGAUCCUGCAAUUAGGAAGCUGAGUCGUAAGGAAAGAAGGAAGGCUUCUCAGAUUGAAAGGGAGAGAGAGAGAGAAGCUACGCGGAUAUCUGGAACUCGUGUGCUGCAUCAUGAUCCCUACCGGGAAUCUAGACAAAGUCCUACUUAUGAAGCUUAUUCUCGUUCUAGAAGGUCAAGGUCCAGAUCACGGUCCUACUCUCCGUCGCAUUCCAGGCGUUAUUCGCGUAGCAGUCAUUCUGAUGAUAUCCACCGAAGCAAACCAAGGACUCCUAAAAUAGAAUACAUUACUGAAUUUGGGGGCUCUGGAGAAGCAGAUGAACCCAGGCGUGAAGGAUUUUCUCCACCACGAUCUCCUCCAUCUCAAGUUGAUAUGUUAAACCGGCCAUCAUCUGGUUGCAUACUUGAGGCAUUGCAUGUCGAUCCUGCUUCUGGUGUAUCUAUUGAUAAGGAUAAGGGCACUAAAGUCAUGAAGCCAUCAGUAAGCACAUCUUCAGCAUUAGCAAAAUUAAAGGCAAGUGGUUCUGGAGGGCCCUUAAAACAUCAACAAGGGGAGAAGAAAGAAACUCCUCAAGAAAGACUUAAAAGGAUCAUGAACAGGCAACUAAACAAACAAAUUAAAAAGGAUACUGCUGCUGAAUUAGCUAAGAAAAGGGAACAUGAGCGGCAGAGGCAGGAAAAGCUUGCUGAAACAAGUCGAUUGAGUCGGUAUAGACGUCGCAGCCGGAGCAGGAGUUUCAGCCGUUCCCCCCCAAGAAGACACAGGCGUAGUAAAAGUCCAAGUAGAAGCAGGGGUUCCAGAAGAUAUUCUAGAUCUCGCUCUCGAUCCCAUUCAACCCGCUCACGCUCACGUUCCCGUUCUCGCUCUCCUUACUCUCGUUCUCCCAGAAUGAGAAACCGUUCAAGGCACUGAUGGAAUGCUGUAUGCAUGUAGAAAUGGUGAUGUGGUCGGUGGGUAAUUUUUUAUAUAUGAAUUUUACUGUUCCCAAGUGGUUCGGGGCAAACAUUUGCCGUUGUGCUUAGUUGAGUUUUACUGAAGUUGCGUUAGGCUAUCUUUUUGAACAUUUCACUUUAUCAUCUGCUAAUAUAUAUAUUUAACAUAUUUACGAAUUGUGAGUAAUUUGAUUUUUCGAAUGUCUUAUCGGGUACAUAUUUCUCAUGAAAAUUUCGAUCCA